Molecule: messenger RNA, 538 nt
Organism: Ipomoea nil (Japanese morning glory)
Lineage: Eukaryota; Viridiplantae; Streptophyta; Magnoliopsida; Solanales; Convolvulaceae
Exons: 1
Coding region: 59-415 (118 amino acids)
Biological process (GO): photosynthesis
Cellular component (GO): membrane; photosystem II
Source: RefSeq, a predicted model, not a curated record
AACUUCAUUUCAUACCUUAGAAAAAAGGUUUGAUUUUUGUUAACGAAAAAUAUACGAAAUGGCCUCUGCUUCGAUGACGGUUGCGCCAAUCACGGUCACCCAGAAGCCGCAGUUGCGGCGGAGCGCCGCCGCAUUCCUCAGCCCGGUACCGGUGAGGCCGUCAAAGGCUGCGUCUCUGAACCAAACCUCCGGCAAGAAGCUCCGAGUUUCGGCUUCUUUGAAGGAAAAGGCAAUCACGGGUCUGACGGCAGCGGCGUUGACGGCGUCCAUGGUGGUCCCCGACGUGGCGGAGGCCGCCGUGUCGCCGUCCCUCAAGAACUUCUUGCUCAGCAUCGUGGCCGGCGGCGUUGUUCUCGCCGCCAUUCUUGGCGCCAUUAUCGGCGUCUCAAACUUUGACCCCGUCAAGAGAACCUAGGCGUUACUGUUUUGUUAUUCACACAUUUCUACUUCAAAAAUCUGUACUUUAUACUCUUAUUAUAUGCUCUGUUUUAAUUUUCAUGAACAACAUAAAUAAAUCAAUAAAUUUUUACUUCAUUUA